AUGAACAAAGCAUGGUGGAACGAGUUCUUAUGCAUUCUGUGCUUGGGAGUUGCAACAAUGUGUCUUAUGACCGGAUAUGAUACUCAGUCCUUCAUUGUCGAGUCAAUUCUUCAUUCCGUUCAUAUGCGGGAACCAUCGAGCAUGGAUAAACAUGCAGGUUAUUAUGGGCAAUCAAUGCUAUACGCGGCGUAUACGCUUGCGACCUUAUUCGCUCCUUGGGCUUGCUACCAAAUUGGCUCAAAAUGGACACUGUUCGCUGGAAGUGCGCUCUUCACUGUAUAUCAAGCCGGUUUCUUCAUGUUGAAUUCGUAUUACUACUAUGUGUCACAAGCUCUUAUGGGCAUUGGCUUCGCAAUGUAUUACUGUGGACAAGGUCUCUACAUGUCUGAGCACUCUACACGAGCAUCGAUCGCUCGUAACUCAACGCUAGUCAGCGCAAUUGGGAACUGCAGUAUGCUUGUUGGAGGAGUGGUCAUGUUCAUUAUUUUCUACAUAAGAGAACAAAAUAAGGGUGCAAACGAGAUGCCUAGUGCUAUUGAUACACCAAUCUAUCGGAAUUUCCUGAACAACGAGAUAUACAUAAUUUAUGGAGUUCUUCUGACGUUUUCCCUUGUAUCAAAUGCUAUUUUUGCUGGUAUUUCGACGAAAAAAAUCGACGGAUGCGAGAAAUUGGAAAACAUAGACAAGUCAACGUUCCGGACUCAACUUGCGAAUAUCAUAGAUACGGCUCGCGAACCGAGAAUGAUUUUACUUUCGAGUUUCUUUGCAUUCUACGGGUUUUCUGUAUCCUACUGGUUAGGAUCCUAUCCUACAACGUUUGCGUUCUCGAAAGCGCUCUCAAAAAACGUCUACUUACCAGCUUACUACAGCUUUAUGGUGGGUCUCGGAAGUGUUACCGUCGGCUUCUACAUUGCCAUUUUCGACAAGUGGUUCCCCAAUUUUGGUCUAAUUCCAACCAUGGUAACCGAAAUCCUUCUCAGCGUCCUAAUGUACUUUCUAACAAUUGCAUCAACUGCUAAUUUGUCCACUAUACAGACAACUGAUGAUAUGUCUAUGUGGAUUACACCAUCGGUUACCGUAUGCUGCAUACUCGGGCUGUUGAACGGUGCGAUUGACUGCUGUUCUUGUACUAUGCGUGCUUUAAUAUGCACCAUUGCUGUGCCGAGGAAACGACUCCAAGCUUACUCCUUAGCAAAGCUAUAUCAGUCUGCCGCAUCCUGUGCUGCGUACUUUUUAUCACCCCAUCUUACUGUACGAUCAUGGAUGAUGGUUUUAGCAGGAAUCCAAGUCUUCUCAUCAGUCGGUUUUAUCAUCGUUUCAAAACAAAUUUUGAAAGAAGAGCUGAUUCAAAAAGAAGGACGAAGAACCUGUUCCCAGAACAAAAUUAGACCAGCGGUUUAA
Messenger RNA from Necator americanus (New World hookworm), 1401 nucleotides. RefSeq lists its product as uncharacterized. NCBI's taxonomy places the organism in Eukaryota, Metazoa, Nematoda, Chromadorea, Rhabditida, Ancylostomatidae. The transcript has 10 exons. The record is from RefSeq and is a predicted model, not a curated record. The coding region runs from base 1 to 1401 and encodes 466 amino acids.